AUGGUGUCUCUAUUAGCUGUACUCCUUUUGCUGCCUCUCAUGGUAUGCCAGUUUGGCGAUUACGGCGGGAACUUUCAGCAGCGAAGUAGAAAUGGAAUCUCCAAUAUGAACAUCAUGGACUUUCUAGAUAAUUUAGAUAUGGAUCUAAACUUUAAGAUUUCAGACCUUAGGAAGGUUAACAAUAAGGUUAGAUUAACCAUCGAUAUGGGCAUGGAAGAUAGAAAUGACGUAGAAUAUGAUGACGAUUCUGUAGGUGAAAGAAUGGGCGUGAAUGAUUAUGAUGGAGGUUACCAGGAAAGGAAUGAUGAGAAAUGGGAAGGAAACGUUGAAAGUGGCGAGGAGGGAGAAAGGGAAGAUGAUGAAAGUCGCGAAGAUGAAAUAUCCACAGAGAGUAACGAGAUGGUCAUAGCUAACAAUCAGGAUAGUUGUAUUGGGACAUUUAAUGAUAGAAACCCAAGUAUUGGUUGUAUCAGAGAUGGAUGUUGUAAGGAUACCUAUCAACUAAGCAAUUUAUGUGCUGGGAACUCUGUGUGUUGUUAUUCGUUAAAUAUUUGUAAUUUUUGUUUCAAAACAUAUGGCACGUGGAUAAGUCGUUACCAACACCACCAAACUGAGCAAAUAGUUAAAUCAGCAUUUAAAGAUCUGAAAGCCGUUGGCAUUACAAGGGUAUAUAUCAAUAUAUGGGCUAAUGGUAACAUAUAUGCAAAAAGUUCUACAGCGAAAAGCAAUGGCGUCAAUAUGCCACGAGAUGCGUUAGAGUGGGCAGUGAACGCGGGGAAAACGUACGGCCUUGAAGUUUUUGCGUGGUUUGAAUAUGGAACUCAAGCUGAGAGUGGUUUAAUUCCGUCGAGUAAAUUCGCAACAGAAAGUGAUAAAAAAGGAUGGCUUCUCAAAACCAGCAAUGGUGGAUAUACAACGACAGCGGGUGGAAAGUACGUUUAUCUUAACGCCUUCAAUCCAGCAGUUCGAGAAUUUAUCGAAAAUAUGACAGCCGAUAUAGUGAAAAAUUAUCGAAUCGAUGGUAUUCAGUAUGAUGAUCAUAUGAGUUUUCCCACUGGAUUUAAACAGGUUGACGAUCUCAAUAGCUCUACACGUCAAAGAAUUAUGAAAGACUUUAUGGAUCAAAUUAAAAUGAGAGUUGAACGAGAAAAUGUCAAUACCAUCGUAUCAUACUCACCGGCACCUCUUGACACUGCCAUAUCCAAACACAACGUAGACUGGACAAAUUAUAUAAAAGAUGGUAUUGUGGAUGAGAUAGUGCCACAGUAUUAUCGUGUAUCCAUAAACGCUUAUAGGAAAGUGUUAGAUGUUGAUAUUCCAAAACUUGGUGGUCAGCAGACUUCAAUGAUUGCAGGAAUUCGGCUCUCGGGAUCCAGCAAGCCUUAUAAUACGCCAUCUGACGACGUUAAUGAGAUGAUAAAGCUUUCUUAUGAUGUGGGAUUCAAAGGGAUUUCUUUCUGGUUGGCGGAUACUAUCCUUGUUGGAAAUUACACACCGCCUCCACUUAAUAUAUGCCAACAAUCACAAUUAACUUACCCCUACUCUGCUUAG
Molecule: messenger RNA, 1551 nt
Organism: Lottia gigantea (owl limpet)
Lineage: Eukaryota; Metazoa; Mollusca; Gastropoda; Lottiidae
Exons: 3
Coding region: 1-1551 (516 amino acids)
Source: RefSeq, a predicted model, not a curated record